Molecule: messenger RNA, 8128 nt
Organism: Paramuricea clavata
Lineage: Eukaryota; Metazoa; Cnidaria; Anthozoa; Malacalcyonacea; Plexauridae
Source: the annotation of a GenBank genome assembly
GAUAUGAAGGAGAAGUUUGUGACCAAGGUAUUUUUCAUGUGAAACACAACCAAAGUGGUUGCACAUGCAUGUAUGAUAUGGUUGCACUCAUGCGUGUAUGAUAUGGUUGCACUCAUGCGUGUAUGAUAUGGUUGCACUCAUGCGUGUAUGAUAUAGUUGCACUCAUGCGUGUAUGAUAUGGUUGCACUCAUGUGUGUAUGAUAUGGUUGCACUCAUACAUGUAUGAUAUGGUUACACUCAUGCGUGUAUGAUAUGGUUGCACUCAUGCGUGUAUGAUAUAGUUGCACUCAUGCGUGUAUGAUAUGGUUGCACUCAUGCGUGUAUGAUAUGGUUGCACUCAUGCGUGUAUGAUAUGGUUGCACUCAUGCGUGUAUGAUAUGGUUGCACUCAUGCGUGUAUGAUAUGGUUGCACUCAUACGUGUAUGAUAUGGUUGCACUCAUGUGUGUAUGAUAUGGUUGCACUCAUGCGUGUAUGAUAUGGUUGCACUCAUGCAUGUAUGAUAUGGUUGCACUCAUGCGUGUAUGAUAUGGUUGCACUCAUGCGUGUAUGAUAUAGUUGCACUCAUGCAUGUAUGAUAUGGUUGCACUCAUGCGUGUAUGAUAUGGUUGCACUCAUAUGUGUAUGAUAUGGUUGCACUCAUGCGUGUAUGAUAUGGUUGCACUCAUGCGUGUAUGAUAUGGUUGCACUCAUGCAUGUAUGAUAUGGUUGCACUUAUGCGUGUAUGAUAUGGUUGCACUCAUGCGUGUAUGAUAUGGUUGCACUCAUGCAUGUAUGAUAUGGUUGCACUUAUGCGUGUAUGAUAUGGUUGCACUCAUGCGUGUAUGAUAUGGUUGCACUCAUGCGUGUAUGAUAUGGUUGCACUCAUGCGUGUAUGAUAUGGUUGCACUCAUGCGUGUAUGAUAUGGUUGCACUCAUGCAUGUCUGAUAUGGUUGCACUCAUGCGUGUAUGAUAUGGUUGCACUCAUGCAUGUAUGAUAUGGUUGCACUUAUGCGUGUAUGAUAUGGUUGCACUCAUGCGUGUAUGAUAUGGUUGCACUCAUGCAUGUAUGAUAUGGUUGCACUUAUGCGUGUAUGAUAUGGUUGCACUUAUGCAUGUAUGAUAUGGUUGCACUCAUGCGUGUAUGAUAUGGUUGCACUCAUGCGUGUAUGAUAUGGUUAUGUUAACAAGUUGCAACAACAUUGAUGGUUCAACAACUUGUUAACAAUAUUGUUCACGGGGUGCAGCACAACAUUGUUCGCUACUGUUUUGAACAACGCCGAACAACCUGAUCAAUUUUUACCCGUGUAAAGUAAGAAACAAUCUCGUUGGGAGCAGCGUCAUGUAAGGCGUUUGAGUUGAGUCCACCAUACCUCCACAAAAUGCACGAAAAAAUAAUAAUUUAUUCUCGACUCUCGAAUCACGCAAAAUCCGCGUAAAUCUCGUUCAGGUUCACGAAACUAUCAAGGCAAUAACGAUCACGUCAAGAUACAAAAAAAUUCACGGAUUAAUAUUUUUACAUUUACAUCAAGUUACUUUUCGAAGAUAACAUUAGGAAAACAACAAGAAUUUCUUGAAAAAAGUAAAAAAAACUGUUCACAUUUAAGAAACGAAUCACGUUUAUUUUUCGUAUUGUUUCAUCUUUCAUUCACGCACGGAUGCACGGUUAAAUCUAAACUUUCUUUCACGUGCAUGACAUGCCGUGCAUGUCUCGUACGUUGCAAAAAUUCGUUCUAUUUUCGUCCGAGGAUGAAAGAACGAGGGUCGUAGACUUGUUGUUCACUUGAUCCCGAUUGCGAGACUUGAAAUUAGAAAUUAUUUUGAGGGAUGAAAAUGGUUAAAUUGCGGGAGUCGGAAUCUGAAGGAAUUUUUAUUAACGCACACGCAAUUGUUGAGGGGAAGCGUGAUCUAUGAUUUUAUCAACUUCACUAUAUGUGGGGUUGUCGGCUUGUGUGCGUGUGGGUGUGUGUGUGUGUGUGUGUGUGUGUGUGUGUGUGUGUGUGUGUGUGUGUGUGUGUGUGUGUGUGUAUGAUGCAGCUAUAUGAAAAAUAAAAACAAAAAAUAUCUACAGUACACUGGCACCCAACUUUCAACUUUGUCUACCGUAGUAUACCUCGAUACCUGAUGCCUCGAUUGAUCCCAGUUUUGCACUUAAAUCGGCGUGCAUGAUCACUGGUUUCGAUUACGUUUGGAGUAAUUUUAGGCGUUAUAGCUAGGGUUAGCGGGGGAUCACUCUCUAUCCCUACGUUAUCUGCACUACAAUUAUCUACUAUCCUUAUGUUACCACUACAAUGUACCGGGUGUCCCAAAAAAAAGUACUCCUGUUUGAUUCGUAAUAACUUCUAAACAAAUACAGCUUUUGAAGAGAAAUAGCUUGCAUUAAAUAGAGGAAGGACUAACUUAGAUUUUGAUAUAUUACAGUUGUAUUUCACUUAAUUCACGGAGAUAUUAAUCUUUAAAAUCGGGAGCAUAUUUCUGGAUGUGUCUGAAAUAUGCAAAAAACGGCGUAUCAAAUAUUAAUCAAGAUUUGCCCGACUGAAACAUGCACUAUUACCAGAAAAUAAAUGACACUUGACAAAUUGUUUAUUAUGAAACAAAGUAUUAUUAUAUUUACAAAAUACAAGCAAGAUUUAUUCGUCCGAAAUUCUCCUGUGUUCUUAGCACGAAUACGUUUCCUUACUUCAUAUGAGACCACUGCAUCGCGAAGAAUCGUCAUGGAUCGUUCGUAGUUCAGAAUUAGGGCAUGCUGUCACAAUGGAAUUGUGAAGCUCUUCUAACUUCUGCAACGUUCUGAAAUCUUGCUAAUAACACCCAAACUCUUUUGUCUUUUCUUAAUCUUGGCAAGUUCAGAGUAAACUGAGAAUUAUAUGAAACACAAUCAAACCAUACAACUUCAUAAAGCCCCGUUUAUACACGAGCAAAUUUUAUUUGACAAAUUUAAUACGACAAAUGCAUUUGAUCAAAAGCUGGUAUGCUAGCUUUUGUUCAAAUGAAUUUGUCACAAUAAAUUUGUCACAAAGGUAUCAUCUACACGAGCAAAAUAUCUUUGACAUAUGAAAUUUGUCAAAUAAAAUUUGCUCGUGUAAACGGGGCUUAAAACAUAACAAUUAAGCAACUCCCCAGGGCCAUGCAACAUUUUUGGAACAAAACGUAACAAAAUAGUAGCGUUGAUACGGUGUUGUGUAUUUGCAAAAAGCAAUAUUAUUCCUUCAAUAAAGACUAAUAUUCAUCCUGCUCUAAUUGAGAAAUAAUCAACUCAGUCUGUUUGAACCCAUUAAAAACAUAAAAAAAUUAGGCUAUUUAAGAAAAAUUUAAGCGCCUGCCUUCCAUGGUCAGUCUUUCAUGUACUUUUAAGUUUGUGAAGACCUAAUAUUAAAUACUUGCAUAAUUUCGAACGUUCAUAUUUCAGGAAACAAUGAGCUAAGACUUACAUGUAAGACGUCUAAAUCUACGCCGUAUCCCCUACAAACCCUAACGAUAAUUCGCUGAAAUACAAUUUAGCCUGAUAUGUCAUUAAGCAAACAAACGCUGGAGUUAAUAUUUGAUAUGCCGAUUUUCGCUAAUUUUAGACACAUCCCAAAGUAUGCUCCCGAUUUUCAACAUUAAUAUCUCCGUGAAUUUUUAAGUAAAAUACAACUGUAAUAUAUCAAAAUCUAAGUUAGUCCUUCCUCUAUUUAAUGCAAGUUAUUUCUCUUUAAAAGCUCUACUUGUUUAGAAAUUAUUACGAAUCAAAUAGGAGUACUUUUUUUUGGGACACCCGGUAUUUUAAUUUUAGAUUCUGCGGAGGAGAGUGGGGGGGGGGAGAUAAUAAAUUAUAUAUUUAUAUGCAUGCAUAUAAUAAUUUUAAUCUUAUAGUUGAUAUUUAACAAAUAUAAAACAUUUUCCGUGUUUAUAUACAGAAAUAUCAACACGAGUGGGAAUUGGGAAAACGAGAAAUUGUGUGGAAUUGUGUAUAACUGUGUAUCAAUACGGGGGGAUGUUUUAUAUUUGUUUUAUAAUAUAGCACAAAGAAAUGUGAGGGGGGGGGGUUCCGACGUUUCCGUGUUGACAUUGAGUUAUAUCAACACGGCUCUUGGCCGAUCGGUGUUCGGAUGCUGUAUUAUAAAAUAUUUUAAUUAUCUUUAUAUAGUGAAUGACACAUUUCACGACACAUCAAGAUUGCAUCUAAAUUUUGUUACUGAAGAUUGCUACAGCUUACAGGUGAGGCUCUGCCUAGUUAUUUGACAUUUUGAACUGAGUGAAACAGUUAUGAACAAGUUUAUCACUUGAAUUUGUGGAAUUUUAGUAUUUACCAUAUCACUCUAUUUCAAUUUCACUAGGGAGAUCCUACCAUCCUCGCGGAAUUUCAGAGUCAUGUUGCUGCCAGUAUUAGUACUUCAUGUAACUGCCCAUUCUCUGAGAAUCACAUUCUUAAUCACAGUAUUAGCUUGAAAUGUCAUGACAGAAUUUCCGGGUCUCUUUACUUGCGUAUUACUGAUGUUGAACAAUAUCAGACUGAGGAACUUAUCUGUAUUCAUCAACUUUAUCUGACGAACAAGAAAAACGCGGCGAAUUUAGGUGAGUUUCUACGAGAUUCGAAUGUUGCACAAAGAACAUGGAGUUUAGAUACACUUUACGAGGGAUUUGACGAUCUAUCACCACAAAUUUCUUUUAACAAUCGCAUGUAUGCCUAAUAUCAUAACUCUCCCGGUAUGGUGCUGCAAAGAGCGUGGAUAUGAGGUUGAUUGUGCUGUUGUUUUCGGUGUGCUUUUAUUGACGUUACAAACUUUAAGCCAACAUAGACUACAUAGGGCCUUCGCUCGAAACGUCGAGUUUCUGCUUGUUUUUUAAGGUAGUAAUAUAACCACUCAGCACAGCAUUUUCAUAUUGGUACAGCAUUUUCACAUUGUUACACUAAAACUGUCGUUUUAGUGUAACAGCAAACACCAGAUUUGGGUUAAAUCGUUCGGUUGAUUUUUCCCUUCUCAUAUUUCUUUCUUAAUAUGUGAAAGAAAAAUAUAAUUUCACGUUAAAGAUGCGGUGCAGUCCAUUCGCACGUCUCAGUUUUGUUUAGUUUUACAGUUUUACUGUAUCACGAGCUGGAGACUCCAAUUACACCUGUGUAAAACGCACUGUACCGCAUCUUUAACAUUAUCGGCUUCUUAAUGCCUUAUACACUUAGUAAAACUUCUCUUGGAUUUGGGUUUGUCAGAACUCUGAACCCGCACUGACAAAACCCCGACAACAGUUUCUGCAUGCUUUCCCUGGAUCAGGGGGUUAGUUGUUUCGCUCCCACACUAGCCUAGAUUGUGCUCGAUCAAAACGCGACAUUUCAAUGAGCGAUGACUCAAAAGCAUCUGCAUAAGAUCCCAUAAGAAACUUGUGCAUAUACUUCAGAGUUCAGCGAUGGACGCAAAACUUUUUAAGAGAUGCUACCUGUAUGGCGUUGGCCACAACCGAUUUGAGUGUCUUUGCUGGUCACAUGCAUUAAUCCAUAGUAUGUUUUCAAGUACUUUUCUUCUAUCUUAGGUACUUGUGUCCAGCUAUGGUAGUGUUAGGCCAGGAAUUAGGGUUAGGGUAAAUGUUAAUGUAUAUAUUUUGUAUUGGGCAACAUAACUUACAUAACCACGACGUGACAGACGUCAUGAGGGUUUUUUCGCCAACCAACUAUAUUUGGGAACUCUCAGCCUCAUCUUCCCAGUGUUUUGGAGAUGUUACGUACCAGAAGUACAAUGAUUGCGUGUUGCCAUUUAAUGUUUUGAUAAACACUUCAGGUAACAAGACACGUGAAGUUGAUGUCGUGUACAAUAAAGGUAGAUGUACUCAAAUAAAUGGAAUGCUCAACAAAAAAUCAGAAGACGAUGGUGGUGGUACAAUUGCAUUGACUAUAGGUCUUGUACUGUCCCUUGCUGGCUUGUUUACUGCAUCGGUUGUUGUUUUCCUCAAGUGGAGGAAGAAAUCUGGAACAGCAAAGAAAGAAAAAAAGAGGUAAGUUAUUUAAUUUAACUUAUUGGGGUAUAAUGCAUAUAGUUUGCAUUGUUAUACAUUAUUUAUUGCUGCCGUAGCGAGCGAGCGUGAAGCGAGCGAGCGAGGCAGCAGCCCUAAUCUUUAUCGAUUAGCGAUUGAGGCAGCAACCCUAAUCUUAGCCGGCAGGCUAUUCUUGCCUAAUAAACAGGCAUAAGGCAAACAAGCAAUGUGAUCAUCUUUCAUCUUUGGUUUUCUUUUAUGACUUUUUAUGGAAAGCCAUAGCUGGCGUAAGUGAUCAAACGGCAUUUUGUCGAUACGCAGUGGUUCGAGCGUUAUACGCGGUGCUUUCGCUAUUAUACGCAGUCGUUCGACUCGAGCAUUAUACGUGGUGGAGCUUUCGCCAUUAUACGCGGUGCGUUCGCCAUUAUACGCAGUGAUUCGAGCAUUAUGCGCGGUGCUUUCGUCAUUAUACGGGGUGCUUUUAACAAAAUUUCCAUAUUCUUUCCAUGUAUAUAAUCUCACGAUUGCUUAAAUUUGGUAUGUGGCUGUGCUUUUUUGCCUCUGGUCUGCAAUAAAAAAGGCAUGCUUUUAAAAAGGUUUAUUUAUAUAAAAAGGUGACUGCACUUUGUGAGUUCUAUAUUAUCAUGUAGUGUUGAUUUAUUAGUAAUAAAUCUGUGUAUAUAACAUAGGUAUAUAAAUUAAUAUAACGCAGCAAAUGCGCGCCAAGCAGUAUAAACGCGGCUGAAAUACGAUAUUAAAAUUAAAAUCUUGAAUGUGCCGUAUGAUUUAAUUAUGUUUUAGGAUUUAAAGCCUUUAAAAAUGCUUUGUCUUUUGUAUUUGUACUUGUACUGCAUCACAAGGCAGUGCGUAAGUGAACAGAUUCCACAUGUGAGGUAAAUCACUGAGGUUGUCUUGUAUAUAUUUUUGCCUUCUUUGAUAAACAUUAUUAAACACGCAAAUUUAGUGAGACGCACACUCGCACAUGUUAAAUGUCACCUGCAUGUCAUUGUCAUUGCCCUUUAACGACAGGUCUAAAUCAUAUGAUUAUUGAAGCGGGGCCGUUUUGACCUAGAACCGUUUUUGUAGGCAAAUUGUCUAUACAAUUUUAUAUACUAGAUAUCACAGCCAUACCUGCCAUUUUGAUCUUUUCCCCGCGUUAGAUAAGUUGAUAAGUACACUCAUUCUUGUUAGCCAUCGUACCUGUUCGGCUGUUUUUCUUUCGAUACGAAACUUCGAGCGCCGAGUUAUCGUACGGCACAUUCAAGUGUAUAAAUUAUGGAUGAUUCCAAUUCAUUACAAAUAUUUCUUACCCUUAUUCUUUAAAAUAUUAAAGAUUUGGGAACAAUGCUAUACCAAGGCAGCAUUCACUACCCUGUGGGUAAACUAGUAUUAUAUAAUACCUUAUUGAAUUCUGAUCUAUAAUACCUUAUUGAAUUCUGGCUGUUUAUGGUCACGUGAUAUUGGAUAGAAAAUUCCAUUUCCCAAGAGUGCAAUGGAAUACUUUCCAUUGGCAUUGCACUCUUUUCGAGUGCAAUUGUACGUUUCAUUCACAUCCAUUCAUUUCGUUUCAUUCCAUUGCACUUUUUGUGUUUUCGAUCGCAUCCGUCAAAAUGCUCCAAAAUCGCAUCCGUCAAAAUGCUCCUCAUACGAAUAUAUUAGUCUAUUUUGGUUUAUAUAAAACAAAUAAUGAAUGUUUAUUCGUGCAUUGGUAAGAAUAUUUUCAUUCGGUGAAAGAUGGAACUAUGUUCCAUUCAACUCGGCUGUCGCCUCGUUGAAUGGAACAUCCCAUCUUCCACCUCAUAAAAAUAUUCUUACCAUUGCACUCAUAAACAUUAUUUGUAUAAUGUCACAUGCAUUCAUGUAUUAAAUUUGUUUACCCAUGCAGCCCGGAAGAGUAGGACAAGUUUCUCAUCCAAUUUCUAUCCAAAUAUAAUUCGAUCCAUUUUUCCUUGCCCUAUAUGUGGCCAUUAGGUCGUAUUGAAAUGCUCAAUAUCUUUUAGUUAACCAAACUAACAAAUUACUCACACCAUUUUUUCUCCUUUAGUGACGACAAAAAGCUGGUAGACACAAUCAAUCUUGACUUGCUUUCUGCCGUUGCACCAACACCGAAGUCUUUGUAUAGAACUAGUGCUGGAGCUCACAGGAAUUAUGGAUACACAAGUCACAACCUUGAUCCUGUCGAUAUCAAGUCAAAACGUGUUUAG